AUGCGCGGCACCGUUGCCAUCGUCCUGGCCUCCACGGCGCUCAGCGCGAGCGCUUUUACGAGCUACGCCAACGAUUUCAUCGACCCCAAGAUCAUCCUCUCCAACGGGCUCAGCAACCUCACCAUCGAGGCGCAGGAGACCAUCGUCGAGUGGGCGGAAGAUCUUGCCGCAGCCGGGCCAUGGAAUGUUACGAGCAAGCCGUUCACCCCGCCGUCGGGCACGAAAAAAGACUACAUGAGCUUUGCACCCUACUGGUGGCCAGACUGUUCUAGCGUUGGGAACACCACGGCACUCACUCAGAACGAGGUCUGGACGACUUGCCCAUACGUCGUGCGCGAUGGCAAGUUCAACCCCGACGCCCGCGAGGUGAACGACAUCGGCAACUUCGAAAGCAUGGCCAACGCCGUCUUCUACAACGCCCUCGCGUGGGCGACCAACGGCACCACGACCUACGCCGAAUCCGCCGCGCGCUUCAUAAACACCUGGUUCCUCGACGCGGACACCGGCAUGAACCCCAACCUCAACUACAGCCAGAUGCAGCGCGGGCCCACCGGACAGAAGGGAACCCACACUGGAAUCUUGGACCUCAAGUGCAUGGCAAAGGUUGUGUCCGCAGUGCUCCUCAUGCGAGAAGGCAAGGCGGCUGCAUGGACCACCGAACUCGACACCGGGCUGAACUCUUGGACGACCGAGUACAUUGGGUGGCUUACCUCGGCUGGCAUCGCGCUUGAGGAGAAGGCUGCGCCCAACAACCACGGCACUUUCUACUACAACCAGCUUGCUGCCCUUCAGGUCCUCGUUGGUGACAAUGACGGCGCAAAGGCUACUGUGACGGACUACUUUACCACUAAGUACCUUGACCAGAUCGCUGCGAACGGCGACCAGCCGCUUGAAACUGCGCGCACACGCCCUUACCACUACCGUGCUUACAACCUCGCCGCCAUGAUUACUAACGCCAAGAUCGGAGAUUACGUCGGCUACUCGGCGUGGAACCUGACGACCCACAAGGGCUCGACGAUCCAAACCGCACUCGACUACGCGAUGACGCUCGGGCCCGGCACCGAAGUCGCGUCGGAGCUGUACCCGAACAUCGUCGCCGUCGGCGCGACGUACGGCGACGCCAAAGGCACGUACGCCAAUUUCAUGCUCACCAAGGCCGGCGACGGGUACGUCGCGGACGCGCAGUUCCUCUGGAACCAGCCGUUCUCGGACUCCGGCCUCGUCAAGGCCCCCACAUCGGCAUCCCUGGAGCCAGUGCGCAACAUAGGCGGAGCCGGCGGUGUGCGCCCAGGGCUGCUCGGCGCGACCGUCGCGGGGUUCGGCGUCGUGGCCGUGCUUGUGCUCGGGGCGUGA
This is a messenger RNA of Epithele typhae, 1353 nucleotides long. RefSeq names its product chondroitin AC/alginate lyase. The transcript has 8 exons. Gene Ontology annotation, cellular component: periplasmic space. Gene Ontology annotation, molecular function: lyase activity. Lineage: Eukaryota; Fungi; Basidiomycota; Agaricomycetes; Polyporales; Epitheliaceae. The record is from RefSeq and is a predicted model, not a curated record. The coding region runs from base 1 to 1353 and encodes 450 amino acids.